AGUUGGUUAGAACAAACUCACAAUAAUGAUAGUCCUUUGUGAAUGACACGUAUGAAAGUUUUGAAAAAGCCAAUUCAUAGCCAUUAGUCGGACUUAUUUUUUCCGUAAGGGAUAAGUAGCCUAUAAUUAGGGCUAACUCGAGAAGUCUAGGAGAAAUCAACUGGUGCGUCCAUUAAAGGGACAGCAUCGCGAGGAGAAAAAAAUUAAACAGACGGAUCAUUGUGGCAUUCCUAAACAUUUACGUUACUGAAGAAGAAUCGGAUGGCACAUAGUCUUUACUGUCUACUCAAGAAGAGGAGGAAAGGAUGGGGAAAGGAAUUUGUUCGAGACGACAGCGAAGAAUAUUUCAGUCUUUCCUACUUCUCAUCUUCGUCUGCGGGACGUUGUACGCCUUCAUGAUCUCAUAUGAGAUGCAUAAAGAGCUGAAAAAGACUGAGGCGACGGCUUUGAAGUACCAGCAGCAUCAAGAGUCACUUUCUGCGCAGCUGCAAGUGGUAUAUGAGCAUCAUUCUAAAUUAGAGAAAUCCCUCCAGAAAGAAAGACUUGAGCAUAAGAAGGCUGAAGAGGAUUUGCUUGUGUUUAAGCGGGAAUCACAGAAGGCCCUCAACAAAGAAAAGCAAGAAUCAACCUAUCGACUGAAUGCUCUGCAGACAGAGCAUCAAAUACUGAAGUCCCAGCAUGAAGACUUGAAGAUGCAAUACUAUGAACUUCAAGAGAAGCACCAAAAUCAAGGGCAGGAUCAUGAACGUGCUCUGGAUGAGCACAGGUUGGAAAUAGACAAUCUGCAGAGGGAGAAGGAGGUUGAAAUUUCCAGACUGAAAGAGAAUAUGUACAACCUUCAAGCGGAGAACAGUCAGCUGCGGAAAGCUCAUCAGGACAUCUACACACAGUUACUUGAUGUGCAGGAACAGCACAAGAACCUGCAAGCUUCAAAAGAUCAUCUCUCACUCACAUUACAAGACCAUAAAAAUGCACUUGUUGCCGCCGAGCUUCAGGUGGAAGAGCUGAGGCGAUUAAAGGAGAAUCGCAAUAAAGCAUCCAGUACAGGCCGAGAUGCUAAAAUUGAUAAAUUUGCAACUGAACGCACCCGCAGCUAUAUACUGAAGACAGUAGAGCGCCUAAAUGAGGAGCUGCAUAAUAAGCCCAUUCAGGUGGAAGGAUAUGAGGAAAAUGGAAAAGGGUUAUCCCCUCAAGGUGUGUUGGAAAUUGAAAAUAACAAUGCGACCAAAGUGGCAAUGAAGCAGCCUCGGCAAAUUGAUAUUUUUACUGAGGGAAACGGCAAGAAAGAGGAGAGAAGCACAUCAAAGGAUAGAGGAGGAGAGGAUAAGGGGAAAAAGGCAGUGCUGGAACAUUCCUUAUCAAACCCAGAAGAGCUGGGCAUUAACCCUCGCAACACGCUAAGCCAAAGCCCCGGGAAACAGACACAGACAGAGCCACUUCACAGAACCAAAGUACACUUUGAGGCUUUGGAUACAGUUAUUGCUGAGAAUGCUGUGCAAUCACACCAUGUUAUGGCUGGACGAGAAGAUGAAAAGGAGAUGCAAAAGCACAAAAAGGGGAUAGGAGAAAAAAACUUGAACUCUGUGAAUGAGGCCAACAACCAGAACGAAGAUGAAUUUGAAGAGGCAGAAGAAGAAACCGAGUACAAGAGCAAUGCGAAUAAGAUCAGGCCUGAAGAGGAUGAGCAGCUUGUGGUGGCAGGCAAUCCCGAGCAGCAAGAAGACCAGCUGGAUGAGCAAUAUGAGGACAAUGUAGAGGAUGAGACUCUUGAUGACUCAGUGCAUGACAGACAGAAGAGAGCAGAAGAGGAAGAAAGUGAAGAAGAUCCCUACAGUGAGCGUAAUGGAGCACAGGGCCAUGAUAAACUGAAUGAAAACCCAGGAGCUGAAACCGGUGCCAAUCAGAUGGAGAGCCUCCAAGAAAAACUGAUAAAAAGAGGAUGAAGAAGAUCUUAGGGAAAGAAAUCAAAAGCCUGAGAUGUGGAGAGAGCUGAUUCUACUGUCUGAUGAGUGGCUUUACGUGUCUCUUCUUGCAGAAAACUAAAGUACAUCAACUGUGAUCCCUUGUUUUUUUAAGUGACUACUUAUGCAAGAGCCUUGUACUUCCAAGUACAAGGAUUUGUUUAGCAUUCAUAUUUAAUCAAAGCAUUGUAUCUUUUUGAGCUUACUAAGGCAAUAUGAAAUGGCUCCCUGCUGAAUAAAAAUAAAUAAACUUUUGGUUUCUUAUGUCAGAGAGUAGCUGAAUGAUUUCUUCUAGGCAAAUACUAUUUAUUAUUUUUACAUUCCCUCAGUUCUGUACUUGAGAUUUGUAAGGUUAUUUUUUUUAUUAUUAUUACUCUUCACUUAUUGAAAGUAGUAAUGUAGUAAAAUGGAUAAGAAGUUAAAUUGUAAAUGAUUUUCAAAUGUUUCUUUUUACCUUUUUGUACUUUUUGCCUGGUAUAUCACUUUCAUCUCAAAACCUAAAGCACAUCUGGACUUUCCCUGUAAAGUAUAAAAAUAGUAUAUAUUAAAGCUGUAAAAAGAGCUCUUUAUUGUAUUCUGUUAUUAUCAAGUUAAAUUGUUAUGCUUCUCAGUAGGAACCUUAAAUAAUUUGACCAUGUGGACAUAAAAUGUACUUAUAAAAGAUAAAAAAUGACACUAUAUUUUGAAACAUUUACAUGAAGCCAAAUGUGGGAUUUUUUAGCUUUAUUAAAAUUUUGUUCAUGUUCAAGCAUUAUAGUUUUUUCUUCUCUUAACUGCUCAUACUGUUAUUUAUAUAUCUGUAUUUGUUUUUGCGAAAAAAAAAUGCUGUAUGUUUACUGAUUUGCAAAUAAAAAGAUUUUCAAAUAUUCCUACAGUAAUUUACAUUAUAUUCAAUACAAAGUAUGAGACUCAAUCAAACGCUUAUAGAAGGUACGGUCUGGUUGGUCAGGAGACGGAAGUCGUCAGCUUUCUCUAAGCUCUCACGCAGAAAACUUCCGACUUCCGAAGUUGAAAAAAAAAGAAACACAGAUACAUUUUGCUAGCUAAGCAUCAA
Molecule: messenger RNA, 3015 nt
Organism: Cyprinus carpio (common carp)
Lineage: Eukaryota; Metazoa; Chordata; Actinopteri; Cypriniformes; Cyprinidae
Cellular component (GO): Golgi apparatus; Golgi membrane
Source: RefSeq, a predicted model, not a curated record